Messenger RNA from Porites evermanni, 6814 nucleotides. Lineage: Eukaryota; Metazoa; Cnidaria; Anthozoa; Scleractinia; Poritidae. The record is from the annotation of a GenBank genome assembly.
AUGAAUUACCAAACUGCUCCACAUCUAGCUUCUCAGCAUGAUGAUCUUUUAAGUGUCUCCUCCGAGACAAUACCAUUGUAUCAUCCACUACCCAUCAAGGAAGAGGCAGCAUUAGACCAAAGCUGUUGCCAUGGAGAUGGAUCCCAGCUAAUAAGUUUGAGCGGCCUGCUAGAAACUGCAUUUGAUAUUCAAGCUGAAACCGCCACUACCAAUACAACGUUCAACCACGGCAACGAUGGCAGCUCCUUUUCUGUAACUCAGGGUUGUCCUGACAAAUGUCCCUGUGUUUGCCAUGUACCAGCUCCAUGCACUUCCUUUAAUCAGAGGCGCCCCUCUGUGAUCAUGACUCCUGUGGCUAGACGCCGCAAAGCAACAAGUGAAUCAUGUACACACGCUCCUCUUAAGGUACGUACAGGUACUUUAGGGUGCUUAAUCAACAGCGUUUUAGAGCGACGGAAGUCAACUGGAAGUGAACUUUUUGCAUCAUUGGGCAGUAGUUUGGUUGAAACUCUCGGGCAAAUCGUCUUAAUAAGGGAAAAGAAACUUAGCAACACAAAUUUGUUAGCGUAAAGGCACGUAAAAAGGCACGGUUGACGUGCGUCGCUCAACAAGAGAGCUUAAGCAAAGCCGUUUUUAGCGACGGACGGCUACCGGAAUUUGUUGUUGUUGCUUUUUUUUUUCAUCCUCGAGCAGUGAUUUUGCCCAAAUUUGGUAGUGUCAAGGUUUAUUAAAAGAGAAAAGGCCACACUUCCUGUUGCCGUCCGUGGCUCCAAAAAGCCUUUGCUUAAGCAAAUAUUAAACUAUGCCUUCCUUGAGAAGACUAGGGGUAUACAGGCCUUGCCCGCUGUGCAGGCAAAACUCAUUUUUCGGAUUCGCUUUGCAGACCCCUAGGAUUCUGAAAACAAAGAAGAUCGGGGAGACGAUCUGGAGUCAUGAGUUUCCGUUUGAAAUUCAUCAUGGCGGUUAUGAAUAUCCCGAGUAGGUCCUCGCGGGUAAACAGUGCAAGAAAAACGCCUGCAUGAAAGUUUAUACAACACUUGUCCACGUGCACUGUAUUAUCGUUCGGUUUACAAUUGGUGGUGUCAAAAUACAGAACGAACGAUGUUCUACUUGAUGAUGUACCCUCCACCCUCAAUUUGAAAUCUCCCCAUAACUAAACCCACAGCAAGUCGCAGAAUCAUAGUUUGAAGGCCUAGCAAAUUGCUCAGUGAAAAUCGUCAUUUAUUGUUGGUGAGGCUGUGUGGGAUGUCCAGUUGCUUGCCCACGAAUAUGAAAGUAAAACCUUGAUGGCGAUCUUUUUAAACGGCAGGGAACUCUUUUGAUAUGUGUUUUUAACUUUUUCUUCUUUAUUCUUCUUCCUUUUCAUGGGGGAGGGGGAGGGGGGUUCGUGUUAUAACUUCUUAUUCCGUAGACAAACACAUUUGCUUUGACAGACAAUCUUUGAUGGAGGAACGCCACUUGAAGCAUUUUUCACAAAGUCUAUCUUGAACUUCUUUAGUGAAAAAAAUAACUUAACUAAAAGGAAACGAAUGGCUAUGUUAUUCUUUUGUGGUUCUUUAACCAGAUUAACCAGAUUGGAGAAAACCUUGAAAUGCCCUUCCAUAUCGUUCCAAAUCAGGACGUCGUUACAAGCGUAAGUGUCUUUAUGUUGUGUCUUUUGGUCGAGUCAAAAUCUGAGAGCGCUAAAGACAAGAGCGUUCUAAUGGUAAAAACAUUUCGAAAUCUAGAAACUACGAAACGCUAUUUUCAGCCGUUUCUUCAUGACGCAUUUCUUGAAUAACAUCACAGAUCUCAUUUAAAUGUAAAAUGGCGCUUUAAAGACUGCUUACAAGGUUGUUCGUUCUACGCAGUUUGAUACUGGUGUAAAAGACACGACGAUGCUGUUUUUGCACAGGUACCCCAAGCUCACGAGUGAGACUCGUUGUUGCGUAACAGAAAUAUUAUAAGGGUUUGUAUGGAGAUUUAAGCGAUCGUUAUUUAGGGGACAAACACAGAAGUAAAGAUACAUCAGAAUUUCUUUCCUUGUGUCCUUGUCUAAAUUUAUGGUGUUUUCUUAGCAUCUUUGGCCGUUCCAGCGAAGUUUUAUUACGCAAGAACCAGUCUCACUAGUGAGCUUGGGGUACCUGUGGUUUUUCGUUGUCUCGUUAUACACCACACAUCUUCCACCCAGGGGGUGUGUUAUUUCACCAUUUAUUAUAUUUUUUGCCAAUAUGCUUCGUUAUAGUUGAUCUAUUCUCAUGAAACGUAAGCUUUAUAAGUUUUGCUUAGACGGCGAGCAGUCUCGCUUUUGCUCGAAACUCUGUAACGCUAUGCUAGUGCAAGGGUGUGGGGCGUCAUCGUCGUUAGUUUAGGUACUGAUCGUUGUCGUUUUGAUUAUGGUUGUCCGUUCGUCGUAAGCAUUUAUUUUCUCUACCACAGAUUUAAUGAUUCUUUAUGGUAAAGGGUAUUGAAUGUCCAGUUACAGCUCAAAAAGAGAAAAUUAAGACGGAAGACAUUUAAGUGGGCCUCGUGCAUGCUUGAAAUACUUGAAGGCGGCAAAGGCUUUCUGAUAAGUGACUUUCCCAACUUCAAACUCAUAAACCAUCAUGCCUUAAGCUUGAGCACUCCACGCUCGCCUUCAUCUCUCUCUUUCUUGAUUGCAAUAUAUUUAAGUGCUCGUUUGUCCUGGCAUUACGUGAAAAAGACACAGUGGAUGUUGGUGAUGGUGAUAAUGCCUGAUAAUGGUGAUGAUUAGGCAUAAAUAGAUUGUGCUCGGCAACUUUUGAGCAACUUUUAGCGUUUUGAGCAACUCUUGGUAGUACCAGCAACCUAGGGCAACUUUUGCCUUCCUUGGCAACUUUUGAGCAACAAAUUGAUAUAAAACCGAUCCAAACCAUAAAAGGUCGUUUCAUUUCGAAGGAUUUUAUUAAAACUGGUUUUAUCAAANUUUCUUGAUUGCAAUAUAUUUAAGUGCUCGUUUGUCCUGGCAUUACGUGAAAAAGACACAGUGGAUGUUGGUGAUGGUGAUAAUGCCUGAUAAUGGUGAUGAUUAGGCAUAAAUAGAUUGUGCUCGGCAACUUUUGAGCAACUUUUAGCGUUUUGAGCAACUCUUGGUAGUACCAGCAACCUAGGGCAACUUUUGCCUUCCUUGGCAACUUUUGAGCAACAAAUUGAUAUAAAACCGAUCCAAACCAUAAAAGGUCGUUUCAUUUCGAAGGAUUUUAUUAAAACUGGUUUUAUCAAAACUGAUUUUAUGUUUUUUUAUGUUUUUAUGUUUUUUUUUUUUAAACUGAUUUUAUUUCAUAGUAUUUAUAUUUGUCAUAUAACAAUGGCUUUUGGCCUCUUUCAAUGAUUGUAAGAAUAUUUAAUGAAAAUGUUUAAAUGGCAACAGACAAACAAACACGUUUUGAGUAUUUAUCUAAAACAAAACGACUCUAGAGAGCAAGCAACUUUUUGAUAUUUGAGCAACUUUAGAGCUACUUUUGGGUAUAUUGUGAAGCAACUUUUCCUGAAUUUACUAGCACAUUCUAUUCAUGCCUAGUGAUGAUGAUAUGUACAUAAACUGUCGGUUGAAACAGAGGACGCAAAAAACCACUUACCUAGCCAACGUUUACCAUAUAUGGUGAGUGCAUAUUGUAAGCAACUUUUAUGCCUCUUUCAGCAGGAGGAACAAGAAUGCAACGAGACUAUGGAUGUCAUUCCCGAGAAAGAAAGCAACAAAAGGGUGGUAAGCGUAUCCAAGAGAGAACAAUGAAACAGAGAAUGAAACGCCCAAUCCAGCCCAAAGUAAUUUUUUGGCCGAUUACAGUCGGUUGUUUCUAAGCAUAGACACGCGGCAAAAAAUCAUGUUCUAUUAAGGUGCCAGACAUGACGUGUUUUGCCACCAAACAUUUGAGUUUGACAGCCGUUAAAGCAAACUGUCGCGCCAAAGGCUUAAGUUGUUUGUAUGCUUUUGAACAGGGUGAUCCGCUCAUCUUUUAUUUUUCUCAACUUUUAGGAAUAUUUCUCUCUCAGAAACAGCACACUUGCAUCUAAGAAUCACUCUUUGGUGUUUACAACUCCAGAAAUUCUUCGCAAUGUUUAUAAUACUUGCGAUGAAUAUUUUCUUCAGUGAAAUCAAAUCAAGUCGACAAACAGCCGUCUACUUUGCACGUGAACAUUCGUUUAAGGCCAUCCCAAACUUCGAAUGCCUGGCGGUAAAUCAUGUGAUGUUUGCCCUCAAUUAGAACAUGUUUUUCGUCACGUGUACACGUUUAGAUGCAUCCGACGGUAAACGCUCGAAAUUAAUCUAACAUUUGUUUCCGGCGAGGUCCGCAUCGUUUAUUUAUUGCUGUCAGCAGCCUUCCUGGUCAGUUGUAAAGAGAGAAUUCUACAGUCCCGAGAGAGAAUUAUUCUCUCUUGACAGUCGUCAUUAAAAUAUUCUGCAUUAUUUGAUUUGAGGCAGCCGCGCGUGAACAUGAUUUCGUUUCAAACAGUCGAUUAAAAUGUGCGGACGUCCUAGGAAUUAGACUUCCGUUCAAAUACGGCCUCUAAAAGAAGCUUAAGUGAAAUUUCCAUACCCCGGCCAACGACCUAAGACCCCCCAACCCCCCCCCCCCCCCACACCCCCCCCCUUAUUUUUUCUCUUUUCUCUAUCAUUUCUUUAGACCUGAGCGGUGACUUGGGGUUGAGAAUAGUGUUUAUGUAGGUGGGAUAAGACAAUAAAAAAAAACAAUGUGAACAUUAUUUCUUUUUAAAAACUGCAUUAGAAGUGUGGGGAGUGCUCGGAAAUAAACUCCACUUAAAAAACGGCCUCUAAAAGAAGCUUAAAUGAAAUUUCCCACCCCCCGCCAACGUCCCAAAGCCCCCCCCCCCCCCCACCCCCCACACAACUGUCCUAUUAUUCUCUCUUGAUGUAUCGCAUUUCAAGAAAUCAAUAGAACGGCAAAUCGAAUAAGUGUCCUUUGAACAAACCACUAAUGGCAUACAUAAAGGCGGAGGCUGUUUAAUGACCAGUUGGAGCUACAACCAGUUGUGGAAUUUAUGCACUUUAGGCAUCGCACUUAUGGACAGUUACUGCAUUAAGAUAUUUCAUAGUUAAUGGAGGUGACUGAUUAUGAAGCCCGGCAAACAUCAAAGGAGCAAACAAAGAUGCCAAGAUUUAUGUUGGAAGGUCCACGACCCUGCACAACCUUUUGUUUUGCGUUCAUACGUUAUGCAUGAAUUACGUAACCAGCACGUUUCUAUUGGUUAGUUCCUCAGUACGGAGUAAACAACUAUUGUGUUUUGUGCAGGGUCAAGGCCAAAAAAGAGAACAAAAAUAUACAACAAAGAACUUUGUCGGGUUUCAUAACCAUUCCCUCUAUUAACUAUGGAUAUUUGCAGGAGAAAUUAUUAUUUAUCCAGUCUGUCUGCUUUGACUUAUUCCUUAUUUGUCGAUGGGGGCACACUGGCUACAGUCAACGCCGCUCAGAGCGGUACGCAUGACGAUCAAGAUAAACUCUAAUAAAAUUUGUUUUAUGGUCAUUAAGUUUUUUCCCUAUUUCACCCGACUUUCGCUACCAAGUAUGAGAUAGUCAUUGAGGAUAUCAACAAAAGAAAGUAAUCAGAUUCACAACAACGUUUUUCAGGAUCUCUCUUGUUCCCAUCCUAUGGGUGGAGAGGCCCUGAGAACGAGAAAGUCAGAUUUAGAGAAGAUUAUUGUUCGAGAGCAGGAUUUUUAUGCGUAUAGUUUGUGUCUACGCGCAUAAAAAUGCAUUCGUGUUCUUUAUAACUUAGAGAGAGUGCCUAAAUUUUUACCUUUCUUGGGUUAUUGCUGAGUUAUGUUAAUUUGCCGUUGAUGAACUCUACAUGGCGAGAAAAGUGCUGGUUUGGACCUAUGACGUCAUUGAAUGGCCGACAUCCUGACCACCAUCUUCUCUUCACCAAAAAUUCAGAUUUUUGCAGAUAGUAGAGAAACUAAGGAUGUUGUAGUAGUAACAUCAUGACAUUUAUGGCAAACAGCAACUGAAUGUCACCAACUUCGUUAAAAUGUGUUAGGAUAACAGGUUCUGCCUCAAAUUUGUUUUAAACAAAUAAGGCUUAAACCGUAUGAAGUUGUCUCCCCCUCCCUGUACAUCAGAGGCUAAAAUGUUUUGCAAACUGAACCAGUCACGGUGAACUUUUGCAUCGGUUCAUACGUGCCUGGAAGCCAAUUACGUUUCCUUGCAUUUACAAGAUUAGAAGAAAUCGUGUGAACAUAGCCUUUUAGUAACGAGUAAAUAAGAUGUCCACUCAUUUUGUGUCUGUUUGCAAACUUAAGCGUCUUAAAUGCCUCCGGACAAAGUCUUUGUUAAUUUUUUCCCUUGCGAUAGGAAAAAGUCUGGAAAGAUACUAAAGACGGAAAGCGUUUCCUUCGAGCUAAUAUCGAUGGUCUGGAGACGAGAUUUAAGCUGACAGAAGAAGAUUGGGAAGUAAUGGAGAUCACCCAUUUCCCAGGUGGAGGUCGUUUGUUAGGUGGUGCCUGGACUACGAUUUUUAAGCGUGGUUUACACGAAAGCAAUCCCUGGUGCAACUUGCGCCUAAAGAAUAAUCACGUUCGAAAGGAAAACUCUCGAAAGAUCAUUUCAGCACCGUUCUUCAGAGGAUCUGGAAACUGCAAGCGCCGUGAGUGCAACAUGAAAUUCAAAAUGGUCAUUGAAGAGGACAGGGGAAAAUAUGUCAAAGUGACGUACACGGGAAAUGUCUGCCACAACCAUGAAUCAUAUCCAACGAAAAAGUGACUUCAAGAAUGACUGCAAAAGACCUGACAACGGUCUCGGCAUUAAUAUUUCCGGCGGUUAGUUGAACGCGCCCAUGCAAGGAUAGGUUAGCUUUG